Opisthorchis viverrini is the source of this 2754-nucleotide messenger RNA. RefSeq lists its product as hypothetical. The record is from RefSeq and is a predicted model, not a curated record. NCBI's taxonomy places the organism in Eukaryota, Metazoa, Platyhelminthes, Trematoda, Opisthorchiida, Opisthorchiidae. The transcript has 4 exons. The coding region runs from base 323 to 2452 and encodes 709 amino acids.
GUGUGAGUGAGCGAGGUAACUGACCAAUCAAGUUCAGAUUUAGUGUAGUGCUGCCUGGGCGCACAUGAUUGGUCAGUUUCCCUUUAAGACUAUCGCCGACAGCAGCCACUGUUUCUGACCCACAAAUGAAAAUAUAUGCCAUUGUGGUGAUUUGUGCUACAAAGGUGGUGUGUCUUGUCUUUUGAUGCAGAUAGAAGGACAAACUCAUGUAGAUUUCCCGAAAGGAUUUAUUGCGUCAAAUAAAAGGACAGGGGACUUGUGGAUGAUGUUUGGGCAUGCUAGAUAACGAGGAAAUUAACACUUACAUACCCCGUUCCCAUUCAUGUCAGAUCACAUACCUUGUGAUUCCAUGCGUUAUACUGCGCACAACCUGCUGCGGCCAUUCUCUGAUAUUCUAGUCAUUUUUAUCUAUUUGGGGAUCUUCGGUCUGGAGGAUGUCGAGGCAACGAGUGGGGCAAUCAAGUUGAGUUUUAAUCCAGCAUCGGACAAAGUGCAUUUGGGCGCACCUCUUGUUGUGCGAUGUGAACAUGACGCCGGAUCUGGUGUGGACAAUGCAGCUAGCAUGUUCCUACACUGUCCUAUCGCCCCCUGGGGUGCAUUUUGUUUUCAAAACUGCAAGUCUGCUUGUGUAGGUGAGGCGCCCGGGUCGUGUCCGUAUGAAAAACAACUAGGAGGCGUUACCUGCAGGACCGUUGUAACACAAACCGGCCAUGUGACUUAUGAAUACACUAUUCAAAAACUGACCAGAGAUUGGCUUGGCACUCUGCCUAGUGGUGAGCACAAGAAAUAUGGCUUCUAUUGUAAAUCGGCGGGAUCACAAACUCCAGAAGUGUGGCUGUACGAGGGAAGACCGGAGAUCACAAAUCCUAUCACCGUCUCCCUAAAACCUCCGAUGACUACAGGAUUUAAUUUAUCCACCAAGGAAACAGGCACAUCGACCAACAAGUCUGGCAGACCAGUAUCAAGAGACCUACCGGUGGUCAUUCAAACGGCUCUUGAGAUUCACACAUCAGCAAUUAUCCGCGAGCUUCUCGUCAUCUGUGCAAUGGUCACGGUCUUCAUCUCGGUGUCUAUCAACGUCUUCUGUUGCAUACGAUGUGCGCUGAUACGAAAAUACUCAAGAACCAAACGCCCUCCACGGAUGCAAUACAUGUUCUGCAUGGCCACCGAGAUACACAACGCACGAGUUGCACGUCUAAUGGCUCAAAGUCACGGUUGGAAUGAAGAUAUGAUGGAAGCGCUGUACAGAAAUCCACAACGACGUUUUGAACAAAGCAGUGUGGGAAGUGACAGUCGCAUCCUAACACCACAGCAGUUACCGCAUGUUGCGGAAUUCGCCAACCUCUAUCAACAGCAUCAACAGUUACAGCAGCAGUCCGCGAUCAGCGAAACCAAUUCGGUUGCCACAGCCAGCGCAGAUGUUCAUAUACCGAGCGCCAAAAACGGGCAGAUCGUUUCACCCACCAUGACUGGCUCGGCGUUCUCAAUCACACCUCCCAUGAACUACGGCUUGCCUGGAGCCGAGAGGAAAGUCAGAACUUCUUCAAUGAUUCUUGUCCAGAGUCCAGAUGGUUCCCAUCAACUUGUCCAACCACACUUUCCCCCAAAUCAACACCUGGCUGCAGCGGUGGCUAAUUACUGUUUCGAACAGCAACAAAACUUGAAGAAAUUACAGGAACAGGUGAUUGGCUCUGAAUUCCCACCUGCAGUACACCCAGGUUCAGACAGUCUAGGUUCAUGUCAGAACAGUAUGGGCAACCCAGAUUCAAGUGUACUCGAACAAUAUCAACUCUCCUCCUCGGGGAUGAAUACGCUGAGGCGUGGAGAUCCAACACUGAUGAUGAGUAGUCAAACAGGCCAACCAGGUGUUCGGCCUUCCGUGUCACAAGCGGACAACAUCAAACCGUACCAAGCCCUCACCGGACAACCACAUCCACAAGCAUGCGUUCAAGCCCCAGGCACUCAGGUGCCCGUCGGAUUGCUGUACCAAGCCCCAGGUGGACGCGUCCAAUUCAUGGGAUCUUCUCAACCCCAACUUGGUACCGUUCCUGCAUUUGCCCGCUUGAACAACUCCACAUCCAACCCUACACUGAUACACACAUUUGUGCCGUUGGUUGCCGGAGCCUCACAGUCCGACAGUGGUACCGGGUCUGGAAGCGGACAGUUGUCAGCCUCGGGUCAACCAGCAGCCCCGCCCAGUAUGGAGCAUGAGGAACAAUCAGCUCUGUUUUAUCAACAGGCUCCCUACAAUGGCAUGAUGGUAUACCCUUCUGGCCGGCAAAUGCAGUACUUCACGAGAUCCAAGAUGUUUCACGGAGGUGUCGAGUGUUUCACCGAGGAUGAGCUGAGUAACGAGAGUGGAUCCCUCAAGCGAGAUCGCCACAACAAACCGUCCGUUGAGAAGUCAAUUCCCGAGUCCACUCUUUCCCAAACUCGUGUUCCAUCUGUGUAACUGAAACAGAAGGCAACUGUUGAUAACACACACUGUAAUAAAUGUACUUCUUGGACGAACCCACUCUCUUAUAUUUGUUCUUUUGCUUGGAACGCCCAACCAAGCGCUUCCUAGGUUUAUCGAAAUUGUAUUGUUGUCUAUGAACGAAAUUCUAGUGGAUCACAUGACAUGCAAACCCCAAUCAAAUUAAUGACUCUUAUCGGUGUUUUUUUCAAUUGCGCAUGCGCUUCAUAAGGUAGUACGCAAGAUAUUACACAAUAUAUUGAUUUCACGAAAUAUUGAUGUUCGUUUCUAACUUAUCC